AUGGCGACUCCAGUGGUGGAAUCGCUGUUCAUCACCUUGAAGCGCGGCAUGGCAGGCGUGCGGCAUCAACACGUGAGGAUUGUGAAGGCUAUCGGCCUGACAUAUCGGCAGCAGACUGUGGAGAGGACAAACACGCCAGCCAUGCGAGGGGCCGUCGCCAAGAUCCCCCACCUCCUGACUCUGGAGACCAACCUACAACGAGCUGCGCGGCUUGCUGCUCAGGCAGAGGCGAGAAAACUCAGACCUCCUGUGAUUGUUAAGCAUGCUUGA
Auxenochlorella protothecoides is the source of this 270-nucleotide messenger RNA. RefSeq names its product 50S ribosomal protein L30. Bases 1 to 270 code for a protein of 89 amino acids. Gene Ontology annotation, molecular function: structural constituent of ribosome. NCBI's taxonomy places the organism in Eukaryota, Viridiplantae, Chlorophyta, Trebouxiophyceae, Chlorellales, Chlorellaceae. The transcript has 2 exons. The record is from RefSeq and is a predicted model, not a curated record. Gene Ontology annotation, biological process: translation. Gene Ontology annotation, cellular component: mitochondrion; large ribosomal subunit.